Messenger RNA from Boleophthalmus pectinirostris (great blue-spotted mudskipper), 5537 nucleotides. Its product is annotated as rho GTPase-activating protein 12-like. The record is from RefSeq and is a predicted model, not a curated record. The coding region runs from base 273 to 2612 and encodes 779 amino acids. Gene Ontology annotation, molecular function: protein binding. The transcript is spliced from 17 exons. Gene Ontology annotation, cellular component: cytoplasm. Gene Ontology annotation, biological process: regulation of GTPase activity; signal transduction. NCBI's taxonomy places the organism in Eukaryota, Metazoa, Chordata, Actinopteri, Gobiiformes, Gobiidae.
GCGCUGGGAGUGACACCUCUGCUCCACUCACGAUCCUCCCCGGAGCCACAGACGCGGACACAGCACGGACACACCGGGACCAGGAGCCGCAUCUUUCCCCGGGACAGGACGCACCGACAGCCCAGGCGCGCGCAGGGGCGGGGGGGGAGACACACACACGAGCGACGCCGGGGCCCGAGCUGGAGGCGCCGGAGCCCGCGGAGCAGCAGAGGCCACGGAGCCGCGCAUUCCAGCGGAGAAGCUGAUGCUCCGCCCCGCCGUCCACGGGCGCCAUGACCGGCCUGCCGCUCGCCCCCGGGCAGCCGUACGUGGAGGUGGAGUACGACUACGAGUACAAGUCCAAGGACCGUCUGAUCUCGAUCCGAGCGGGCGAGUGUUUCCUGCUGGUGAAGAAGACGAACGAGGACUGGUGGCAGGUGCGGCGCGAUGAAGCCUCCAAAGCCUUCUACGUCCCGGCGCAGUACGUCCGCGAGGUCCGCAAGGCGCUCAUGCCCCCGAGACACGCCCCCUCCACGCCGCCCAAGCCCCCGCCGGGACACGCCCCCUCUCAGCCCGGCCCCGCCCCCUCUGAGACAGGCCCCGCCCCCUCUCAGCCCGGCCCCGCCCCCUCCCUCUGGGUCAAACCGGGCGCCCUGGAGCUGCCGGGGGAGGGUCUGGGUCGGCGGGAGUCGCGCUCGCGGCGGCGCUCGGCACAGUCCGGGGACAGUCCGCUCCACAGUCCCACCUCGGGGCCCGACUCGGGGCAGUGGGACUCGGAGCGGGCCCCCGACCCUCCGGGUCUCCUCAGACACAGCAGCAGUGGCAGUACCCUCCCUCGCUCCAGGGGGCGCUCCCCGGAGCUGCAGAGGAAACCUCUGGACGUGGACAGUCACCAGAACGAGUCCUGGAGCCACGAGUCCGAGUCCGACCUGAGCUCCAGCUCCACCGAGCAGCUGCAGUCGGGUUCGGACUCGCUCCACUCAAACCUGCAGGACCUGAGGCUGGGCGGGUCCUCGGCGCCCCCCCAGCCGUCAGGUGCGCCCCUGUCGUCCUGCGGUGACUGGGACACCCACCGGGACCCGAACGGACGCCUCUACUACGUGAACCAGAGCACGGGGGAGCGCACGUGGAAACCGCCGCGCGCCCGGGACCAGGGAGGAGGAGGGGGCGGAGGCGGCGGCGGCGGCGGCGGCGGCGGCGGCGGCAGCGGGCUCGGUCCAGGUGCAGAGUGGCUGAAGCCCGACGGCGAGCGAGGACGACCGUUUUACGCGACCGCCGACGCCUCCAGGUCUGAGUGGGAACUGCCCAAGUUGAAUCAUUCGCCUCCAAACCUGAACACAGACGGAGCCAAAACCCGGAGUCUGGACCGACGCAACGUCGACCCCAUCGUCCUGACCAAGUGGAGACACAGUACACACAUCCUGGAGCCCACCGAGAAGGAUCCUGCAGCAGGUCUCAGGGUCCAAGUUCCGGACUCUCCCACAUCUCCGUCUGAAAAAUGCGGCGUCCUGAACAUGACCAAGAUCACAGAGAACGGAAAGAAAGUCAGGAAAAACUGGACGUCUUCGUGGACGGUGCUGCAGGGCUCCACGCUGCUGUUCACCAAAGGACAGACAGGGGGCAGCAGCUGGUUCGGGGGUCAGUCCAAACCGGAGCUGACGGUGGAUCUGAGGGGAGCGUCUGUGGACUGGGCGCCCAAAGAUCGUUCCAGCAAGAAGCACGUCGUGGAGCUGAAGACGCGUCAGGGAACCGAGGUCCUGAUCCAGUCCGACAACGAGGCCCUGGUCCAAGAGUGGCUCCGAGCGCUGCAGGACUGCAUCAGCGCGCACGCCUGGGAGUCGGACGAGGGGAUGGACGAUGACCUGCCCGAGUCUCCGGGACGAGAAGACAAACACGAGCACAGGGACUCCAAGAAAGAGAAAGGUCUGAAGAGCGGCAGCAGCCUCGACGUGUCCGAGCACAAAACCAAACACAAGCUGAAGAAGUUCCUGACGAGGCGCCCGACUCUGCAGGCCGUCCGGGACAAGGGUUAUAUCAAAGACCAGGUGUUCGGCUGCAGUCUGUCCAGUCUGUGCCAACGGGAAAACUCCAGCGUCCCGCGAUUCGUCAAACUCUGCAUCGAACACGUGGAGACCAACGGUCUGAGCGUGGACGGUCUGUACAGGGUCAGUGGGAAUCUCGCCGUCAUCCAGAAACUGCGCUUCGCCGUCAACCACGAUGAGAAGGUGAACCUGUCGGACGGUAAAUGGGAGGACAUCCACGUGACGACCGGAGCUCUGAAGAUGUUCUUCAGGGAGCUGCCUGAGCCUCUGUUUCCCUACGGCCUUUUCCACGACUUCAUCAGCGCCAUCAAGAGUCCAGAUUACAGACAGCGAGUUCAGUCCAUCAAAGAUCUGAUCAAACAGCUGCCAAAACCGAACCACGACACCAUGCAGGCCCUGUUCAAACACCUGCGCAAGGUGGUGGACCACGGCGAGCAGAACCGUAUGACCAUCCAGAGCGUCGCCAUCGUGUUCGGACCGACGCUGCUGAGGCCCGAGACCGAGACCUGGAACAUGGCCGUGCACAUGGUCUACCAGAACCAGAUCGUCGAGCUCAUCCUCAUCGAGUGCGACGCCAUCUUCAGCAGGUAGACCGGACCAGGACCGGGGCCAGGACCGGGGCCAGGACCGGGGCCAGGACCGGGGCCAGGACCGGGGCCAGGACCGGGGCCAGGACCGGGGCCAGGACCGGGGCCAGGACCAGGAGUCAGACCGGGACUGAGGCCAUGAUUUAAAGCAGAUCUGCACCGGGACUGGAUUUCAAACCAGGAUUCGGACCAGAACUUACGCCAAAACCAGGAUUCAAAAAGGGAUUUAAACCAGGAUUUAAACCAAAUCUGCACCAGGACUGGGUUUCAGACCAGGAUUUGGACCACAGUUAUCCCAAAACCAGGAUUCAGACCAGAACUACAACAAAACCAGGACUCAAAAUGGGUUUCAGACCAGAACUACACCAAGACCAGGAUUCGGACCACAAUUACGCCAAAACCAGGAUUCAAAAAGGGAUUUAAACCAGGAUUUAAACCAGAUCUGCGCCAGGACUGGGUUUCAAACCAGGAUUCUGACAAGGACUAUGCCAAAACAGGGAUUCAAACUGGGAUUCAGACCAGGAUUUAGACUAGAACUACAACAAAACCGGUAUUCAAAAAGGGAUUUAAACCAGGAUUUAAACCAGAACUAAACCAAGACCAGAAUUUAAACUGGGAUUCAGACCAGGAUUUAACCCAGAUUUGCACCAAGACUGGGAUUCAGACCAGGAUUCAGACCAGAACUACACCAAGACCAGAAUUCAGACCAGAACUAGAGCAAGACCAAGAUUCAAACUGGGAUUGAAACCUGGAUUUAAACCAGAUCUGCACCAGGACUGGAUUUCAAAGCAGUAUUCAGACAAGGACUAUGCCAAAACCGGGAUUCAAACUGGGAUUCAGACCAGGUUUUAAAUUAGAUCUGCACCAGGACUGGGUUUCAGGCCAGGAUUCAGACCAGAACUAAACCAAGUCCAGAAUUCGGACCACAAGUACGAGAAAACCUGGAUUCAAACUAGGAUUCAGACCUGGAUUUAAACCGGGACUGAGAUUCAGACCAGGAUUCAGACCAAAACUACUCCAAGACCAGAAUUCGGACCACAACUAAAACAAAACCAGGAUUCAAAACGGGAUUUAGACCGAGAUUUAAACCAGAUCUGCACCAAGACCAGGAGCCAAACUGGGAUUCUGACCCGGAUUUAAACCAGAUCUGCACCCGAUCUAAGACUCAGACCAGGAUUCAGACCAAAACUACUCCAAUUCGGACCACAACUAAAACAAAACCAGGAUUCAAAAAGGGGAUUUAGACCGAGAUUUAAACCAGAUCUGCACCAAGACUGGCAUUAAGACCAGUAUUCAGACCAGAUCUGGACCGAGACCAGGAUCCAAACUGGGAUUCAGACCCGUAUUAAACCAGAUCUGCACCAGGACUGGGACUUAAACACACAAUCGAGUCCAGGAUCAAACCAGAAACUGCACAUUUUUACUUUUAGUCUCCACACUGGAAACUUUUUCUUGUACAGGAUUCAUGGACCAGUAGAUUUUUUUUUUUUUUACAGAUAUUUCCAAAAGACAUUCUGAAAACUCCAAGAAUUUUUUUUUUUCUUUUUUAAUGUGUUGAUAUUUUGUAUUGUUGGGUGAAAGUUCUGAGGUGCUCUACUUGAUCACAGUUUUAAACACUUGGGGGAAAAAACCAAAACUCCAAAGAGGUCCAGACUUGUCCUGAAUUCCAAACCUCUUAAUUUUCCGUCGUUACCGUUUUCCACGACUUUCAGCGAGUUUGGACACAAGACGUAAAAAAAAUCACUAAAGAAGCAGAAGAGAAACAAGAGUUCAUUUGCAAAAAUAGAAGUAAAAUUUGAGUAGAGUGACCAGAGUUUUAAAAGUGAAAACUGGGACAAACCCGGGUCAGAGUCCUGGAUGAGACUCACACCCGCCCACACAGAAAGAAAAAAACAUAAAAACAACCAUUUUCUUCAUGAUUUGUCUCCAAAACCAAAAUGACAAAACAGAAAAUUAUUCGUUUUUUUCAGUUUUCGAUUUUGUGUUUAAAUGAAAAAUGGAAAAAAUGGAUCAUGGACUAAAGCAGGACUGAACCUGGACUGAACCUGGACUGAACCUGGACUGAACCUGGACUAAACCAGGUCUAAACCAGGACUAAACCAGGACUGAACCAGGUCUAAACCUGGACUAAACCAGGACUAAACCUGGACUAAACCAGGACUGAACCAGGACUAAACGUGGACUAAACGUGGACUAAACGUGGACUAAACGUGGACUAAACGUGGACUAAACGUGGACUAAACGUGGACUAAACGUGGACUAAACAAGGACUAAACCAGGACUAAACCAGGACUAAACCUGGACUGAAACAGGUCUAGACCAGGACUGAACCAGGACUGAACCAGGACUGAACCAGGACUGAACCAGGUCUAAACCAGGACUAAACCAGGACUAAACCAGGACUAAACCAGGACUAAAGCAGGACUAAACAAGGACUAAACCUGGACUGAAACAGGUCUAAACCAGGACUAAACUGGUCAGUCACAGUCUCAGUCCUGGUCCUGGUUCUGAUCUGGUCCUGGACCUGUUUUAGUCCUGGUUCAGUCCGUUAUCUGUUUUUUAUUCAUUUAAACACAAAAUCAAAAUCUGAAAAAUGAAUCAUUAUUGUUUUUGUUUUUUUCAUUUUGGUUUUGGAGACAAAUAAUGAAGAAAAUUAUUUUUUCAUUUUUUUUAAUUUUUGGUUUUAUUUUGAAAAAAAUAAUAAAAUAAAAUCGGAACAAAUCAGUGUUUUUUUUUUUAUUUUUUAGAUAAAUCUGCUGGGACUGGCAACUCCAGACUCAAAACUGGGACUGUCCCGGGUCCCAGUUUUGGAACAUCUGGUCACUCUGCAUUUGAACAAAAAAAAAAAGUUUGUGCAAUUUACUCUUUGUCAAGCAGUGUUCUCGAAAAACGAUCCAGUGCAAUAAACGCCGUGUGCAGAAAAAUAAAA